AUGGCGACCCAUGCGAUCCUUCACAGCGGCUAUCAUCACCAGACCCUGAGAGCAUGGAACUCGCUGAACACAACCAUAACGGCCAACAGUUUGCUCUACCCGGUUUUUAUCGUAGAUGACCCAGAUGCAGUUCAGCCAAUCAGAAGCAUGCCUGGUCAGAGCAGGUAUGGGAUCAAUAGGCUAGAGGAAGCACUAGGACCCCUUGUAGAAAAGGGACUGAGUGCUGUCCUUUUGUUUGGAGUUCCUGAACAUUUAGAAAAGGAUAAGAGAGGGUCCGCUGCUGAUGCCCCAGAUACACCUGUGAUUCUGGCCAUACAGAAGUUACGCAACUUGUUCCCAUCGUUGCUGAUUGUCUGCGAUCUCUGUCUGUGUUCAUAUACUUCACAUGGUCACUGUGGUUUCCUGCGACCUGAUGGAAGUAUAGACAAUGAACCUAGCAUUGAGAGAUUAGGGGAAAUUGCUGUCGCAUAUGCUAAGGCUGGUUGCCAAGUGAUCGCCCCUUCUGGCAUAAUGGACGGUCGCAUUGGAGCAAUCAAGAAAGCACUCUUUAAACACAACAUGGGCAACACUGUUUCUGUGAUGAGUUACAGUGCAAAGUUUGCUUCUAGUUUCUAUGGUCCAUAUAGAGAAGCAACAAAAAGUGAUACAGUUUUUGGUGACAGAAAGUGUUACCAGCUGCCACCAGGGUCAAUUGGCUUGGCAGAGAGAGCAGCUGACCGUGAUGUUGGGGAGGGGGCUGAUUUUCUGAUGGUCAAACCUGGCUUACCAUAUCUAGAUGUUGUCAGGCUCCUCAAACAAAAGUACCCGACUCAUCCUUUGGCAAUCUACAACGUAUCAGGGGAGUACGCCAUGUUGUACCACGCUGCUGCAGCUGGUGCUUUUGACCUGAAGACAGCAGUGAUGGAGAUGUUGCAGAGCAUGAGACGAGCAGGUGCAGAUAUCCUGAUUACAUAUUUCACCCCACAUGUCCUGGAGUGGAUCAGGGAGGAUGGGAGUAAUGCCAGCUCAGACAAAAGUUAG
Molecule: messenger RNA, 1020 nt
Organism: Candidula unifasciata
Lineage: Eukaryota; Metazoa; Mollusca; Gastropoda; Stylommatophora; Geomitridae
Source: the annotation of a GenBank genome assembly